AUUUUUAUAUUUAAACCUUUUUUUUUUCUACUUUUUCAGUCCCAAACCCUAAACCCUCCGUCCGGAUCUAGAAGAAAGAAGACUUGAUAUAAGUUGAAGUAAAACCAGAGAGAGGAUCUCUCCGUCAGAGAGUUUAAUUCAUUGAAAGAGAAGAGAAGAGAAGAGAAAAAAAUGGGGAUAUUUGAGCCAUACAGAGCACUAGGUUACAUUACCAGCGCAGUUCCUUUCUCUGUUCAGCGUUUGGGCACCGAAACUUUUCUCACCGUCACUGUUGGCAAAGCUUUUCAGAUUUACAACUGCUCAAAGCUCAAUUUGGUGCUUAUUGGCCCUCAAUUGCCCAAGAAGAUUCGAGCUCUUGCUUCGUACCGCGAUUUCACAUUUGCCGCCUAUGGGAUUGAUAUUGCCGUAUUUAAACGAGCUCACCAGGUAGCAAAUUGGAGCAGACACAGUGCUAAAGUCAAUUUAAUGCUUUUAUUUGGAGGCCACAUUCUAAGCAUCGAUGUUGAUGGUAAUGUUUUCAUAUGGGCGUUUAAAGGAAUUGAAGACAAUCUUACUCCAAUUGGACAUAUCAAGCUCGAUGCCAAAUUCACUCCUACUUGUAUAAUGCAUCCAGAUACUUACUUAAACAAGGUUCUUAUAGGAAGCCAGGAGGGUUCUUUGCAGCUUUGGAACAUCAGCACAAAGAAAAAAAUUUAUGAGUUUAAGGGAUGGAAUUCGGGUAUCUGCAGUUGUGUUUCGUCACCGGCACUAGACGUCGUUGCCGUUGGUUGUUCUGAUGGAACAAUUCAUAUUCAUAAUAUACGUUAUGAUCAAGAAGUUGUUACAUAUAAACAUUCUGCACGAGGCACUGUCAAUGCCUUAUCUUUUAGCACAGAUGGACAGCCCCUUCUAGCAUCUGGAGGUUCAUCUGGUGUCAUAAGCAUAUGGAAUCUUGAGAAGAAAAGGCUUCAAUCAGUCAUAAGAGAGGCUCAUGAGAGUUCAAUUAUUUCACUUCACUUUUUUGCUAAUGAGCCUGUGCUGAUGAGUUCAUCAGCUGACAACUCAAUUAAGAUGUGGAUCUUUGACACAAGUGAUGGAGACCCUCGUCUCCUACGGUUUCGAAGUGGACACAGUGCUCCUCCACUUUGCAUCAGGUUCUAUGCCAAUGGAAGGCAUAUCCUGUCUGCUGGCCAAGAUCGUGCUUUUCGCCUUUUCUCUGUCAUCCAGGAUCAGCAGAGCAGAGAGCUGUCUCAAGGUCACAUAUCUAAGCGAGCCAAGAAAUUAAGAAUGAAGGAGGAGGAACUAAAAUUAAAGCCAGUUAUUGCAUUUGAUUGUGCUGAAAUUAGGGAGCGAGAUUGGUGCAAUGUGGUUACAUGCCAUAUGGAUACUGAACAGGCAUAUGUGUGGAGACUUCAAAAUUUUGUGCUUGGGGAGCAUAUCUUGAGACCAUGUCCUGACAAUCCCACACCUGUGAAGGUCUGUACCAUCAGUGCUUGUGGUAACUUUGCUGUUCUAGGGACAGUAGGUGGUUGGAUUGAGAGAUUCAAUCUCCAAUCAGGAAUCAGUCGAGGUAGUUAUCUGGACAUGUCAAAAGGAACUGCUCAUGAUGGAGAAGUUGUCGGAGUUGGUUGUGAUUCUACAAAUACCUUGAUGAUAAGUGCAGGAUAUCAUGGAGACAUUAAGGUCUGGGAUUUCAAGGGACGUGAAUUGAAAUCUGGAUGGGAAAUCGGAUGUGCUGUGGUUAAGAUUGUUUACAAUCGUCUUAAUGGUCUUUUAGCCACUGUAACUGAUGAUUUGCUUAUCCGUUUAUAUGACGUCGUGGCAUUAAGAGUGGUUCGUAAAUUUGAAGGCCAUACAGACCGUAUUACUGAUUUGUGUUUCAGUGAGGAUGGCAAAUGGCUUUUAUCAUCCAGCAUGGAUGGGAGUUUGAGAAUUUGGGAUGUUGUCUUAGCAAGACAAAUUGAUGCUAUACAUGUUGAUGUGUCUAUCACAGCAUUGUCCUUGUCACCAAAUAUGGAUGUUUUAGCAACUACCCAUGUUGAUCAGAAUGGGGUUUAUCUGUGGGUUAAUCGGUCAAUCUUCUCUGGAGCUUCAAUUGUGGAUUCCUUUGCAAGCGGGAAGGAAAUUGUAAAUGUAAGGUUGCCGUCCAUCUCAUCUAUGGAUGGAUCUCAAACUGAAGAUUCUGAUGAACCCGUUGUUGACAAACCUGUUUCAAAAGAUGCUUCUGUUUCUGCAACUUUCAUUAAGCGGAUACCAGAACUAGUUACUCUUUCUCUAUUGCCAAAAAGCCAAUGGCAAAGCUUGAUCAAUUUAGACAUUAUAAAGGUUCGCAAUAAACCAAUUGAGCCUCCUAAAAAACCUGAGAAGGCUCCUUUCUUCCUGCCUUCGAUUCCAUCUCUUUCUGGAGAGAUAUUAUUCACGCCUAGUGAAGCUAAUGGGGAUAAUGAUGCAAAAGACAAUAAACUGGAAAAGAAUGAGAAGAAAUUUGAUAUGCCACCAUCUCCAUUUUUGCAACUUCUUCAGUUCUCUGCAGAGAUGAAAAACUUUUCAGCAUUUACUGAUUAUAUUAAAGGCUUGUCUCCUUCGGCUUUGGAUAUGGAGCUUCGGAUGCUUCAAAUCAUAGAUGAUGAGAAUCACCAAGAGCUUGAUAGGAGGCCUGAGAUGAUUUCAGUCGAACUAUUAUUGGAUUAUUUUAUUCAUGAGAUCUCCUCCCGGAACAACUUUGAGUUCAUACAAGCUGUUAUCAGGUUAUUUCUGAAGAUACAUGGCGAAACAAUUAGAUGCCAAUCAAAAUUACAGGACAAGGCAAAGAAGCUCCUCAAAAUUCAAUCCGAUAUAUGGCUGAGAAUAGAUACAUUGUUUCAAAGAACAAGAUGCGUGGUUACUUUCCUCAGUAAUUCACAAUUUUAAGUGCUCCCAGGGGCAGAUAUUUUGCAAGUUAAAUGAAAAUUUUGAGCCAACAUGAUUACACUUUGACCGAUCAAAUGAUAAUUUGACUAGCUUUGCCAGCCAAUGUAGAUCAGAUGUAUUUCAUCCCUAAACCCCAUAUAUUACUGGUUGAACACGUAGAUCAGAUGGAGAGACCUGGUCCGCAGAGAUGCAGAGGAGAUGCCUCAUCAUGGAAUUUGGGUUGUAUCAUCUCUAUUGUCCCCAUUACUUAUUAGUAAUUUAUUCACCUGCUAUAACCAAUAGACAUUCUCAAUUCUCAUAUGUAGUAUUUUAUUUGGAUGUUAAUUGGAGAUCCAGCGGACUUGAUUUGAUUGUUUCUAUAAAAUUAACAUCAGUGUUUUUUUUUAG
Messenger RNA from Durio zibethinus, 3276 nucleotides. RefSeq names its product transducin family protein / WD-40 repeat family protein. Gene Ontology annotation, biological process: rRNA processing. Gene Ontology annotation, molecular function: protein binding. The record is from RefSeq and is a predicted model, not a curated record. Lineage: Eukaryota; Viridiplantae; Streptophyta; Magnoliopsida; Malvales; Malvaceae. Gene Ontology annotation, cellular component: small-subunit processome; Pwp2p-containing subcomplex of 90S preribosome.